AUGAAUGGAGAUGUGAGCAUUCGUUCGGGCGCCUCGGACCGGCCGCCAAGUCGUACCGAGAAUGCUGAGAGGAAACGCAUCCACUGGGCACCAUUGAAUGUUGGACUUGAACGACGUCUGCAAACAUUUGUGGUUUUAUGCCACACUCUCACCAUCGCCAUUUUCCUAACCAGCUUCUUCUUUACAUGUGCUAUUCCCUUGUUUUGGCCGCUUCUGUUGCCAUACUUGGUCUAUAUCUCGCUAUUCUCGACGGCACCUACGUCAGGCGAACUCAAGGGCCGAAGUCCGUUCUUGAAGUCGCUUCCCAUCUGGAAGCUUUAUGCAUCCUAUUUUCCAGCCCGUCUCCAUCGCGAGGAGCCUCUACCCCCAACUAAGAAGUACAUCUUUGGCUACCAUCCCCAUGGCAUCAUUUCCCACGGAGCCUUUGCAGCGUUCGGAACCGAAGCGCUGGGUUUCUCUAAACUUUUUCCGGGAAUUACCAACACCCUCUUGACUCUAGACUCCAACUUUCGGAUUCCAUUCUAUCGCGAGUAUGCGCUUGCGAUGGGAUUGGCGAGCGUGUCUCGGGAGUCAUGCGAAAAUCUCCUGACCAAAGGGGGUAUCGACGGCGAAGGUAUGGGACGGGCAAUCACCAUUGUCAUCGGUGGGGCCCGUGAAUCCCUCAAUUCUCAACCAAACACCUUGCGUCUCGUCCUCAAACGGCGUAAAGGAUUCAUCAAACUCGCUAUCCGAACCGGCGCCGAUCUGGUCCCUGUUCUGGCCUUUGGAGAGAAUGAUCUUUAUGAACAGGUGCAUUCAGAUCAGCAUCCAAUUAUUCAUAAGCUCCAAAUGCUCGUGAAGCGUACUAUGGGAUUUACGAUCCCUUUGUUUCAUGCCCGAGGGGUUUUCAACUAUGAUGUGGGACUAAUGCCUUACCGACGUCCCCUCAACAUCGUGGUCGGUAGAGCGAUCCCAGUGAUGCAACAAUCCAAUCGAGACAAGAUUAAUGACAGCUAUAUUGACGAACUUCAUGGCCGUUAUGUCCAAGAGCUCCAACGGCUCUGGGAUCAAUGGAAGGAUGUAUACGCGAGAGACAGGACGGGUGAACUAGAAAUCAUUGCGUGA
This is a messenger RNA of Penicillium macrosclerotiorum, 1104 nucleotides long. RefSeq lists its product as uncharacterized. The coding region runs from base 1 to 1104 and encodes 367 amino acids. Lineage: Eukaryota; Fungi; Ascomycota; Eurotiomycetes; Eurotiales; Aspergillaceae. Gene Ontology annotation, biological process: triglyceride biosynthetic process. The record is from RefSeq and is a predicted model, not a curated record. Gene Ontology annotation, cellular component: endoplasmic reticulum membrane. The transcript has 2 exons. Gene Ontology annotation, molecular function: diacylglycerol O-acyltransferase activity.